Molecule: messenger RNA, 324 nt
Organism: Exophiala spinifera
Lineage: Eukaryota; Fungi; Ascomycota; Eurotiomycetes; Chaetothyriales; Herpotrichiellaceae
Product: mitochondrial import inner membrane translocase subunit tim14
Exons: 2
Coding region: 1-324 (107 amino acids)
Biological process (GO): protein import into mitochondrial matrix
Cellular component (GO): PAM complex, Tim23 associated import motor
Molecular function (GO): ATPase activator activity
Source: RefSeq, a predicted model, not a curated record
AUGGCUUCAACAGUAGCGGUUGGCGUAGGCAUCGCCGCCGCAGCUUUCUUUGGCCGCGCUGGUCUUGUGGCUUUCCGCCGCUGGCGCAAUCCGAACGCCGUAAACGCUUUGGGUCGGGCUUUUUAUAAAGGCGGCUUCGAACCGAAAAUGACGAAACGAGAAGCAUCAUUAAUACUGGACCUGAGCGAACGAACGUUGACGAAAGAUAAAAUCCGAAAGAACCACAGAGCCUUGAUGCUGGCAAAUCACCCCGAUCGAGGAGGUAGCCCUUAUUUGGCGAGUAAAGUCAAUGAAGCAAAAGAAUUUCUAGAGCGCAAUGGGUGA